Molecule: messenger RNA, 3507 nt
Organism: Adelges cooleyi (spruce gall adelgid)
Lineage: Eukaryota; Metazoa; Arthropoda; Insecta; Hemiptera; Adelgidae
Product: zinc finger protein 271-like
Exons: 4
Coding region: 254-2608 (784 amino acids)
Biological process (GO): regulation of transcription by RNA polymerase II
Molecular function (GO): RNA polymerase II cis-regulatory region sequence-specific DNA binding; DNA-binding transcription factor activity
Source: RefSeq, a predicted model, not a curated record
CUACUUUCUUUGUUUGCAAUUUGUAUAUUGUAAUAUAAUUUUAAAAUUCAAAUUUCUGUCCAGCCCGUAAUGAGCCUGAUUUAUUUUAUGAGUUAACGCAAUUAAUAACGAUUGUUUACAAUAUAUUACAAUAAAAAAAUAUUAAAUUGAGUGCGUGAUUUUAUAAUAUUAGUGUCUAGAUAAUUGUGCCCUGGCCAUCAGCAUCUUCCUAGCUGUACCUAUACAAAUUUUUAUUGCAUCAAAACUGAAAACCAUGAUCAAAGUAGAAGAAGAAUAUGAACAAUCCCAAGAACAUAUCACCAAAGUCGAUGAAGAAAAAUCAAAAUCCACUUUUAUUCCUGAAAAUGAAAAGUCAAAUAAUGGUGUAGUGCCCCAGACCUUAAAUGAAGUCAAUACUUACAAUGUUAUAAAUAAGUACAACGGUACGAUUGUGAAAGUUGAAAAAGAUAUAUUGAACGGAUAUUGUUUCGAGUCUGUGGUGGAAAUUGAAGAAAACCGGUUUUUGGAUAUAAAACUGACAAAUUACGAAUUGGACCAAGUACGGAAAUUUGUCUGUGACAUUUGCCAAGAAGCGUUUACUACCAAAAGAAAAGUAGCCGGGCACAUAAGAGAAACACAUAGUGUAAACAGGACACUCCAGAAAAGUUGUGGAAAAAAUGUUGUUGGAAACACACUUAGUAAUCGAAUUGCACCGAAGAUAGACUGUAAAAAUUCUGCAAAAAAACUGGGAUUGUUCCAUUGUAAUUUGUGUCAAAAAUCGUACAUCACUAAAAAGCAAAUAACAUUACACAUAAUACAAGCCCACCAAACAUUAACAAUCAAACCCUUGUCACGAAAACCUUACUCUAAACAUUACAAUAAGAAUUCUAAAGCAUUAAACAAAAGUGACAGCCAAAACUAUAAAUGUAAUGUUUCUUCAAGGUCAUUUCCAAGGUCAUCCGGCCUCACAAAUCACCAAAAAGUGCACACAGGGAAAAAGCCCUACAAAUGUAAUGUGUGUUUAAAAGCAUUUUCACAAAAAUCUGUCCUCGCAAUACAUCAACCCGUUCAUACUGGUGAAAAGCCAUACAGUUGCGAUAUGUGCCCAAAGUCAUUUUCUGUUAAAUGUAGACUCACAAGACACAAACUAAUACACUCUGAUAUUAAGCCAUUCAAAUGUGACGUAUGUUUAAAGUAUUUUACUGAAAGAUCAGAACUCCAAAUACACGAACGACGCGUGCAUACUGGUGUAAAGCCCUACGAAUGCAAUGUGUGCUCGAAGAGAUUUUUUGAUACAUCUGAACUCAAUAGGCACACGCGCACACACACUGGCGAAAAGGCAUUCAAAUGCAAUGUGUGUCAUAUUUCAUUUUAUGAAAAAUCCCACCUUACAAAUCACGAAAAAGUGCACACAGGAGAAAAGCCCUAUAAAUGUGAUGUGUGCCUCAAGUCUUUCUCCCGCAAGGACACUCUCGCUACACACGAACGCGUGCAUACUGGUGAAAAGCCCUAUAAAUGUGAUGUGUGCAAAAAGACUUUUUCACAAAAGGUUCACCUUGCUCAACAUGAACGCGUGCACACUGGUGAAAAGCCUUAUAAAUGUGAUUGGUGCUCUAAGUCAUUUUCUGUAUCAAGCAGCCUCAAAACCCACAAACGCGUGCACACCGGUGCAGGCGUUAAAAAGCCUUAUAAGUGUGACAUAUGCUUAAAAACGUUUUCUGAUAAAAGUAAACUUACAAUACAUCAACGCGUGCACACUGGUGAAAAACCCUACAGUUGUGAUGUUUGCCUAAAGUUAUUUUCUAGGAAAUCCCACCUUACAAUUCACUCAAGCGUGCACACUGGUGAAAAGAAUUACAAAUGUGACGUGUGCAUGAAAUCAUUUUCUCAUAAAUCCACCCUAACACUACACAAGCGCGUACACUCUGGGGAAAAACCCUACAAAUGUGAUAUAUGCCUAAAGCCAUUUUCCGGCAGAUCUCAAAUUAGAAAACACAUGCGAGUACACACUAGAGAAAAGCCCUACAAAUGUGAGUUUUGCGAAAAAGCAUAUUAUGAAAAAUGUAUGCUUCAAGUACAUGUACGCGUGCACACUGGUGAGAAGCCCUUCAAAUGCCGCGUGUGCUUGAAGUCAUUUACUAAUAUGAACGACCUUAAUAGACACAAACGCGUGCACACUGGGGAAAAACCCUAUAAAUGCAUCAUAUGUUUAAAGUCGUUUGCUCAUGUGUCUUACCUCACAACACAUAAACGCAUUCACACCGGAGAAAGACCCUACAAAUGCGACGUGUGCCAUAAGUGUUUUUCUCAAAAAGCCAGUCUCACAAACCACAAGCGCAUACACUCUGGGGAAAAACCCUACGAAUGUGAUGUGUGUGUAAAGUCUUUUUUUUCUAAUAGCGGCCUCACAAAACACCAACGCGUGCACACCGGCGAAAAGUAUUACAAAUGUGAUACGUGCCUAAAGACAUUUUCUGACAAAUCUAGAAUUAAAAUACACAUGCGAGUGCACACUGGUGAGAAGCCCUUCAAAUGCCGCGUGUGCUUGAAGUCAUAUACUAAUGCGAACUCCCUCCGAAGACACAACCGCGUGCACACUGGCGAAAAGCUCUAUAAAUGCUUCAUAUGAGUUAGAAAUUAUCAUUAAAUCGACCUUUUUUAACCUUGUUUUUUAUGUAAUUAUAAUUUUACUAAUAACUAGUUUAUACCUAGUAUAAGGUAACACUUAGUGUCUAAAUAAUCGAUUACUAUUUAUAUUCUUAAUUUAAAAUGUACUUUUAAUUGUAAUAAUUUAAUGUAGAACUGUUAAUGUACUUGAUGUUAUAUAUACAAAUAAAACACAUUCGCGUGCACACUGAUACAAAUGCUUAGACAAUAUGAUGCGGGCUUAAAGAAUUAUUUUCUGUAAUAAACUUCGGACUAUCUGUAAGUGUGCAUACUGGUGAAGAGAAUAAAUGUCUAAAUUAUUUUUUAAUUAGAAAUAAUCAUUAAAUGGACCCUCUUUUUUUACUGUGCUUUUUAUGUAAUAAUUAUAUAUAUAUUUUUUUUUUUUAGGAACAAUAAUUAAUUUAUACCUAAAUAAAUAUGUAAAAAAGUCCAAAUAAACAAUGACUAUUUAUGUUCUUAAUUUAAAAUGAACUUUUAAUUAUUAUAAUUUGAUCAUAAUGUUUUUAUGUAUUUAAUUUUAAUCAUGUACAUUAUUAUUGUACUUAAUGUUUCUAUUUGUGUUAUUAUGAUUCAUUUAUUAUACCUAAAUACUACAUUAUUUUUUUCUGUACUGUCUUAUUCAUUUUUUAAGUUAUCGUUCUUUUCAAUUGUAUUUACUAAACAAUAUGUAGUAUCUAGUAGUAAACAUUUUACAGUUAAAUAAGAGGUAAAUUUGGGCAAUACGCUAUAUUGUUUUAUUUUUUAAUUUACUUCUUUUGUUUUUAACCCUAAUGUUGGUUUUGCAGUCUCCAUACUCUAUCCAUUAUUCUCGUUACCAGACAGCUUUUUCACUUCAGUGGAUCUAUGUAAUAAAGUUAUUUU